CACCCCGUCCUAUUUUUCUUUGUCUAUGAAUGCGUGUUACUUCCCUCGGUAUCUAUCCCAACCCGCACUUGUUGUGGUCACUCGCAAGGUUGCGAGGUAGUCAAACUGUUUUUUUCUCCACUGCAGCUCGAUAUUCCUCAUCGUAUUAGCUUUUCAACUCGGUUGCGUUGUCGAAAGCCAGUUAUUUUCAUAGCGGCGGCAAAUAAGGAAUUGCCCUUCCACAAUUUUCUUACAAAGAGUUAGUGAUGAGUGCUGUCAGAAAGCUGGUGUGCAAGUCGUGCAAUGGACGUUGGAACGAUGAUCAUUCUAGCAACACUAUUAUGCCAUAAUCAAGAUAUGCGGUUGCUGUGCAUUCUAAAAACUCAAGGACUUUGAAAGGCUGCGCUCUCAAAGGAGGUACAAAAAUAAUUUCUAUUCGAAAAGCUCGUACCUUUGGAAUCGAGAAUUGAAGAGAAGCUUGCUUGUAAACAUAUAAAGAGAGCGGCGCAAGAGCUUGAAGAGCUCGCUGUCUGAUUUAUUUAAACAAGCGCUGAACAACAUAUUUUUCUGGUAUAAACCUUUUUUUGCUUGUUUGCACUGACCGAGCUUCGGGACAAUCUUUGUGACUUCUUUAAUCUAGUGACGGAAAAAAGCUUGGUAGAAAGUCCAACUCGUAUGCCAAGGUCUUAGCUUUUUCUGAUUACUAUUUCUAUACGAGCCGACUUGAAGGAGACCAAAUUUGGAAGAGAACUGAACCACCCGAACUUGACUGAAUUUGCCAUUUAUAAGAUGGUUGCAACAUAAGAGCGCCCACAUUGCUAAGCAAGGACAAUUACUCAGAAUAUCGACACGAUGGAAAUGCAGUCAUUCAUAAACAAACCUUAACGUGGUGUCCUUGACACUGGUUUCUAAGGAGCUACUAACAUACAAAAGUCAUUACUGGCAAACAUUCUAACCAAUAACUGUCUGUUACCUGGACAAAACAACCAAAGCAAACAAUAAGUAAUACUCCUUGUAUAUGUUUGUAUGUACCACAAAUCAAACCAGCCGUCAAUAGUGUGCGUCGUACUUACUCGUGUCACUUAAUCCAUUGUGUCAACAUCAUCAAUUCAUCUCAUCUUCAUAAUCAACAACACUGUGAAUAAUCAAAAUGAUUUCACGCCGUGAUAAACUUCUGAAUUUACCCUGGACACAACAACGCUACGAGCAUCAUCGUGCCAAUCUCCGUUCUGCCAAACCGGCUAUCGAUAUGCGUACCCCGCCCAUUUAUUCGCAUGUCAUACUCAAGCCGAAGAAGGUGCAAAUUGAGAAGGAGCGCUUACAACGCAUAGAAGCGGAGAAUGUGAGGCUCUUGCAGAAAUUGGGUGAUAUUAUGAAAGAAAAGCGUAUGUCGGACUUAUGGUUGGCACCGCGACCGAAUUUCUUACAACGUGAAAAACUCUUCGAAACUCGUCCAUUCUCGAGUCUUCCUAAAUUGAUUACGAUUUAUGGUCCGAAAUCAACCGAUGAUUAUGAAUCGAGUCGACCAAGUACAUUGAAAUCGCCGAACUCAAAUUUGGUGCGCCGAUGUCCGACUUGUAGUGGUAAACCCGAACGUACGCAAGUGGCCAUACCCGAGAAGCGCAUCCCCUGGGCACCGCCGCGUAUAUCACGAAAUGUACAAACUGAAAAAGUGUGCGAAGUCAAAAAGUGUUUGCACUGCGGACAUCCCAAAAAACCGUUCGAGAUGAGAAUGAAUUCAAAGGAAGAAAAUUAAAAUUUUGGAAAGAAAAAUAGCAAAAUAAGUAAAAGUUGAAGAGAAGGGCGGCAAAAAAUGGAAAAUGUUACAUUGAGUUUUACGUAAUUCAAGGGCUAUUAAUAAGAAGAAGAAGAAGAAAAAUGGUAUAAAAACUAAACGAACUCAUCUAAAAAAAACCCACUACACAAAUUGAUUAGAAGUAAAUUAAAACUUCUUAUUCUAUUCUCAACAAACUCAUGCUAAUUUUGUAAUGAAAUUUAAUAAAAAAAAUCCAUAUAAAUUACUUGAAAAUAUUAAAA
Messenger RNA from Ceratitis capitata (Mediterranean fruit fly), 2016 nucleotides. RefSeq lists its product as uncharacterized. NCBI's taxonomy places the organism in Eukaryota, Metazoa, Arthropoda, Insecta, Diptera, Tephritidae. The record is from RefSeq and is a predicted model, not a curated record. Bases 1130 to 1735 code for a protein of 201 amino acids. The transcript has 3 exons.